Brassica napus (rape) is the source of this 2594-nucleotide messenger RNA. Its product is annotated as CTD small phosphatase-like protein 2. Lineage: Eukaryota; Viridiplantae; Streptophyta; Magnoliopsida; Brassicales; Brassicaceae. The record is from RefSeq and is a predicted model, not a curated record. The transcript is spliced from 7 exons. Gene Ontology annotation, molecular function: phosphoprotein phosphatase activity. Bases 303 to 1676 code for a protein of 457 amino acids.
AAGUCAGUAUUGACCGUUCGUGGAAGUUUUGCGAGAGAGAGAGAAAGAAACCCAGAGAGAGAGAGAGAGACCCCUCCUCAAGUAGUAGAGAAAGAGACCACAAAUCAAUUAAAAAAAACAAAAAAGAAGAAGAAGAACAGAAAGCUCUCUCUCUCUCUCUCAGAGGUCGGUCUUCGUCUUCUCCAAAUUUCGAUCCCUUCCUUCCUCUGUCAUAUGUUGUUGGCUUGAUCCUUUCAGUAAAGCCUUCUUGCCCCCUAAACGUUCUCAACCCGAGGUCGCUAUAAUUCUGACAUAGAGAGCCAAUGCCAUAUAUAGACAUGAAGAGCAAAACAAGCAAGCCUCUUGGUGUCGUCUCUAAGAAACCUAAACCAACUAUUAGAAAUUCAUCCUCUCUCCCCAAAAUCUCAGGGCACUUGGAAAGCAUCACAACCACAGCUACUCUUACUUGCCAAGACGAAGCUAAACAGCAACUUGGUUCGGAUACUUUUGCUCGGGAUGUUAAAACCAACGAGCCCGCUGAAAUGCUUGUUGAAGACACCUCUCAGUCUCAGGCGUUUGCAUCUUCCGUUGAUGCUGCUUCUGAAUCAGUCGCAAAAAUGGAGAUGGCUUGCAAUCAUAUGCUCAACUCUGAUACAAUAUUUUCACCUGUUCUGAAUGAUGAACUCGAUGGAGCUGAUCGAGUCUUUACGGCAGGAAACUCUGUGCACUGGGAAAUUCCCAGGUGGGGAGGCGACGAGAGCAGCAACAAGAUUUGCUUUGACAACCAGACGUGCAACGUUUCUGAUUUCUUUAUAUCUGACGUUUUAAUUGCGAGCUUGCCGUUUGAUGAGAGUGGAAACAAUGAUGCUUUCACCGAGAUAAGCCCCUUGCCUCAUUUCAUAUUCCCAGAGCAGUACAUGUUACUGCCUUACUUGGAAGAUGGAGCAGCCAACACAGAUGAUGUCAAGUCAGAUGCUGACAACAGGAUUACUCUCGAUAACCAUGACUUCUUUCUGGCGUUCAACCGGACAAGAUCACACAACAUGCAACCGGAGGAUAUUGCUGAAUCUGAACAAGCUGAUGAUUUUGAUCCUCAGCUAUUUAUAAAAAAUCAGCCGGAACUAUCGGACGUUGUAUCCAGCUAUUGGCCUAGGGAUACCCUAAGAAAGAAGGAUGUGACCCUUGUCCUUGAUUUGGAUGAAACUUUGGUCCAUUCGACUCUGGAAUCGUGCAGUGGUGCGGAUUUUUCCUUUAGAGUCUUCUUCAAUAUGCAAGAGAACACGGUCUAUGUGAAGCAAAGGCCACACCUGUACAAGUUCUUGGAGAGGGUAGUCGAACUGUUCCAUGUCGUUAUCUUCACGGCUAGCCACAGCAUCUAUGCUUCACAACUUCUAGAUAUAUUGGACCCAGAUGGAAAGUUCAUAUCGCAGCGCUUUUAUCGAGACUCGUGCAUUCUUUCGGAAGGAAUUUACACCAAGGAUUUAACUGUUCUGGGUCUUGAUUUGGCCAAAGUGGCUAUAAUUGACAACUGUCCGCAGGUGUACAGGUUGCAAAUAAAUAACGGGAUCCCUAUCAAAAGUUGGUAUGAUGAUCCAACUGAUGAUGGUUUGAUUACUAUACUUCCCUUCCUAGAGACUUUGGCUGUUGCUGAUGAUGUUCGGCCUAUCAUUGGCAGGAGAUUUGGUAACAAGGAAUAAGAGCUUCCUUCUCUCUUUUUUGUCUAUAUACAUCGAGUGCAGAUUCUGAUUUCUCUCCUUUGGAAUUUUAGUCAUAAAAUGGCCCUUAAUUUUUAGUUCUUCAACCUCCUUUUAGGUCUGUUAAUUAGGUAACCAAAGAAUAAGCUCGUCUGAGUCUAGUGAGAGUAAGUAUUCCUUGCUUGCUCGCUUUUUUUAGAACCUUCUGAAUAGAAGAACUAGUUGUGGGCUUAAAUCCUAUUCUGUUAAUGGUUCUUCUCUGCCGAGAUAGAUCUUGCAGAUUGUUACAAAUGUACAGUUGGUUUAAGCUGAGAUAAUGGAUGUGUAUAAAUGAGUUCUUAUUGAGUGAAAUCAUUUUGGAAGUUAACACCAGUUGCGUUCAUGUCUUUCUCUUAUACUGAUAGUUAAACCUUUUUAGUUGCCUUUUACCAGUAAUAUAAACACGGAGAAUGCUAUGCUAAUAAUGCAGAAGUUGAGCUUGUAUGGUUUAUUUUAAAGGUUUUAAGCAAAGUUAUUACACUUUUGCGCCUCUGGCCGUUGCAAAAUUCAGAUUAGAAAUCAUACUUCGAGGUGGGAGAAUACUGAAAAUGCCAUGAUCGAUUCAACUCCAUGGUAUAUAUGUAUAUAGUCUUGUAUCCUCGUAAAAGUUUUCAUGAUUUUGCAUGCCUGAUGUGCAGAUCUAUCAUCGAACGAAGUAACCAACUCUAACUAUAUUAUACGCUUUAAGGAAAUGACUGAGUAAGUUAUGUUACAUCCGUUUUUUACUUGUCAAUUGUUUUUCUCUCUAACAGCUUCCUUUACUUCUGGCCUUUUGUUUCCCUCUAUAUCUAAUCUUUUGGUUUGCCUUAGCUGAAGCCAAUGUAAUCUUUAUACUAAAAGCUGUUUCCCAGUCUGUUAACUCAGUCCAAACGUGUUCCUGUC